This is a messenger RNA of Microdochium trichocladiopsis, 1410 nucleotides long. RefSeq lists its product as uncharacterized. The record is from RefSeq and is a predicted model, not a curated record. The transcript has 2 exons. Lineage: Eukaryota; Fungi; Ascomycota; Sordariomycetes; Xylariales; Microdochiaceae. Bases 1 to 1410 code for a protein of 469 amino acids.
AUGCCGCUCGAAGAUGGCGAUGCGGAAGCGGAGCUCAAGAGACGUCGCGAGCGCGCCCGGCACGCACAAAGCGCCUUCCGGAAGCGCCAGGCGGAAGCCCAGCGCGAGCUGCAGGCGAGCCACGAGCAACUCAAAGAUGCCGUGAGGGACUUGCUGUAUGAGAUGCAGGCCGAUGACCGGCCCCAGCUCCGGGAGAGGAUAGUCCAUGCGGCUCGGAUUGCCGGCCUCGGCGACGUGGACGGGCAGGAAAUGCAGCCCGCUGGCCAUGCGAGCGUGCAGGCAACAUCAACCUCGCAGCGGCCGAGCAGGCAGUCGGGAGCAGCCGCAGCUGUGCACCGCGGUCGUGAAAGCGUCGCCGUCGAGUUUCCGAGGGCAGAGCACCGCGCGAUACUGCAGUCCAACACUCGUUUCUCGCCGAUCAGUCUCCCGUGGGAGACGACAAACUCCCAUGCGCGUAGCAUCAUCUACCCAGACCCGUUUCUGUAUUUGAGCAUCAUCGGCCCGCCCGCCGAAAUGCUCCCGUUUCUCGGACAGGGAGCAUACACCUUCGGAGGCCGGCUGACAUGGUACGUCCUCGAACGUGCCUUUGCCGCGCACGAUGCAGCGGUCAAGCAAGCCCAUUCCGGUGUGCCGUCAACUACCGCAAGCGCGGACCAUCCUACGUUCGCCGGCCCAGCCGUGGCCUCGCCGCAAAGCAUGAACGCCCGCGCCACGCAGGCAGUGAGAAAAAGGCACGGCCUCGACAUCCACGAGAUCGUCUCCACCACGAGAUCCCAUGAGGCGAGGCUGCGCAUCGUGGGCCUGAUAUCUCUGCUCAAUGCAUUCUUUGCUGGGGCGCCGCGGCGCGGUGGUGCUCACAGGAACAGCAGCAGCAGCAGCAGCAGCAGUAGCAGUAGCCAUAGCAGCGACCAAGACUCCCCGCCUGGCCAUUCCUCGGGGAGCGACCCUGCUAGUGCAGACGAGGGUCUCGUCGACUGGUUCGUCGACAACCCCAGCGCAAUAGCGACCGACCAUCGCAACGUGCUCAACUGGACCCGCGAGAUGCAGCAGCUCGUGGAGCGCGAGUACGCCGAGCAGGGCGAGGUGGCCAGGGAGUGGCUGUCGCCCCUGGCCGCAGAGCAGCGUGUGCGUGCGAUUGUGGGGGAUGACAUCUUUGCGGUGCUGAGUGCGGGCGCGAGGCGGAGUCUGGUGGAAAAGCAACGCCAGGUCAGAGGGGAAGGGGAAGGCGGAGGCGGGCACGAGGAAGGAUUUGCUGGGGGCGCUGAUGCGUUUGACAGCCUGCUGGACACUUUGUACCAGACUUACAAGUGUUUUGGAGAUGGUCCUCGCUGGCACGUACGCGUUCUGGACGGGGUCGUGAUGCACUGGGCACAGUCUUUGACUGCUGGCGGUGUUGCUAGCUGGGCAUGA